AUGCAUUCUGACAACAAGCUACCAACUGUUGAGCUUAUCGAUCCGAUAAUUUCAGCAGAGAUACCAGACAAAAUCGAAGAUCCUGAAUUAUAUUCACUUGGAUCUUCUAUAAAGUAUUUGUUUAAAUACAUAAAUAAGGGUCCUGAUAGAGCUACAGUUGCUGUUGUACCAACCAACAAUGAAUGUGAAAAUAAUGAUGCGGUCAAUGAAAUAGCCGAAUAUUACGAUUGUAGAUAUUUAUCAGCAUGUGAAGCAUCAUGGCGAAUUUUUACAUAUGAUGUUCAUUGCAGAUAUCCUUCUGUUGUCAGACUGCCUUUUCAUCUUCCUAAUCAACAACAUAUUGUAUAUGGUGAAGACGAUGAUAUUGAUGAUGUUCUUGACAAACCUUCUGUUGCGGCUUCAAAGUUCACAGCUUGGAUGGAAUGUAAUGCAAUCGACAGUGAAGCACGAAAACUCACAUAUGUUGAAUUCCCUACAAAGUUUGUUUGGAUAUUAAAUGGUCGGUUUUGGAAGCGAAGGAAAGUAGGAAAAGCCAUCGGUAGAAUUCAUUCUGUUUCACCUAAACUAGGUGAGGCAUAUUUCUUAAGGAUUCUUUUAAAUAAAGUAAAAGGACCAACAUCAUUUGAUGAUAUUCGCACGGUAAAUGGUCAAACACAUUCUUCUUUUAGAGAUGCUUGUUAUGCACUCGGGCUAUUAGAUGAUGACAAGGAAUACAUUGAUGCAAUUAAAGAAGCAAGUCAUUCUGGAUCUGGUUUUUAUCUACGCUUUUUAUUUGCUACAUUGUUGAUGUGUAAUAGUAUGUCAAAACCAGAGGUCGUUUGGGAAAAUACAUGGGAAUAUUUGGCAGAUGGAAUUCUAUAUAGACAACGACAAAGAUUUAAGUCUGCAGAAUUGUCACUCGGAGUAGAUGAACUUAAGAACUUAACUUUGUUCGAAAUACAACAAAUUUUACUUCGAAACAACUCUACACUCAAAAACUUCAAAAACAUGCCAUACCCAGAUGUUGAAUCCGUUUCUUCUUCAAACAAUCGGCUUAUCACCGAGGAGCUAGAUUACGACGUUCCCGUGAUAAAGAAUGACUAUGAUCGUAUGUUUCUUGCAUUAACAGAUGAGCAACGUAAUAUUUUCCUAAACAUCAUGAGUGCUAUUCAAGAAAAUAAAGGAGGUGUCUUCUUUGUUUACGGUUAUGGUGGAACAGGUAAAACUUUUUUAUGGAAAACAAUAUCUGCAACAAUUAGAUCUGAAGGAAAUAUUGUAUUAAAUGUUGCUUCAAGCGGUAUUGCUUCCUUAUUAUUGUCUGGUGGUAGAACAGCACACUCUCGAUUUAUAAUUCCAUUUGAGCUUACAGAGGAUUCUUUUUGUAACAUAAAUCCAGACGGUGAGUUGGCAAGCUUAAUAAGAAAAACCUCUUUAAUAAUUUGGGAUGAAGCACCUAUGGUCCAUAAGCAUGCAUUUGAAGCUUUAGAUCGAACUUUUAAGGAUUUACUAAGGUGCGUAAAUUCAACAAUCUCAAAUAUUCCAUUUGGAGGGAAAGUUAUUGUCUUUGGAGGAGAUUUUAGACAGAUUCUACCUGUUGUUCCGGGUGGCAGUAGACAGAACAUUGUAAAUGCUUCUUUGAGUUCUUCGUAUUUAUGGGAACAUUGCAAAGUCCAUAGAUUAACAAAAAACAUGAGGCUAACUGUUGGAAGGGAUCAAUCAGAUAUAGGAAAAAUAAGAGAUUUUGCAAAUUGGUUGUUGGAUAUAGGAGAAGGAAAACUUGGUGGUCCGAACGACGGUGAAACGAUUAUCGAUAUUCCGGAUGAUAUUCUCAUUAACGAUUCACAUGAUCCUAUAGGUUCUCUAAUUGAGUUUGUAUAUCCUUCAAUUUUAGAGAACUAUAGUGAUAUAAAUUAUUUCCAAGAAAGAGCGAUACUUGCUCCGAAAAAUGAAGUUGUCCAGGAAAUAAACGACCGUUUGCUUAAGAAGUUUCCAGGAGAUGAAGUUGAAUAUUUCAGUUCAGACAGCAUAUGUGAAUCCGAAUUUCUCCAUGAUCAAUUUGAUGCAAAUCUAUACUCUCCUGAUGUAUUAAAUGGUCUCAAAGUAUCCGGUUUACCAAAUCACAGGUUAGUUUUAAAAAUUGGUGUUCCAGUAAUGUUACUGAGAAAUAUUGAUCAGAAAAACGGCUUAUGCAAUGGCACAAGACUACAGGUGUUAUCAUUGGGCAAACGUGUUAUUGAGGCACGUAUAAUAACUGGAACUAAUAUUGGAAAUCGGACUUUAAUUCCAAGAAUGUCUUUAACUCGAUCAGAAAAAAAGAUUCCCUUCAAAUUCAUAAGAAGACAGUUUCCAUUGGCCGUAUGUUUUGCAAUGACUAUUAAUAAAAGUCAAGGAUAA
Messenger RNA from Lactuca sativa (garden lettuce), 2373 nucleotides. RefSeq lists its product as uncharacterized. Gene Ontology annotation, biological process: telomere maintenance; DNA repair. The record is from RefSeq and is a predicted model, not a curated record. Lineage: Eukaryota; Viridiplantae; Streptophyta; Magnoliopsida; Asterales; Asteraceae. Gene Ontology annotation, molecular function: DNA helicase activity.